ACAAACCCCACGUCGCCCCAUAUCUACAUCAACACAACAACAACCUCAAAUUACAACAUACAAUGUCGUUUAUCCUUCCCUUACUAUCGUCCCCUGACAUCCCCUCAGCUGCAAAGUCAGAAGCCAUAACCCGAAUCCUCUCUGACCCCGGCCUGCCCACCAUCUCACCCCCAGCAACCUCCUCCUUCUGGCUCUCGCCCCUCCAUCCUGCAUUCUCUACAUCCCCAUCGCCCCCACCUCCAGAUGCUGAAAUUGUCAUCAUCGGCUCCGGCAUAACCGGUACCUCCAUCGCACGGCACCUCGUCCGAUCCCAGCGCUCCUCGUUGUCGAAACAAGACAAGAAACAAAAUCCCAUCGUCGUCCUCGAUGCUCGCGAUGUAUGCAGUGGUGCCACAGGACGCAAUGGAGGCCACGUGAACGAAGUCGGAUGGGAGGAGUACGGGGACCUAGUGACGCGGUACGGGCGGGAGGAAGCGAAAAAGAUCACGCGCUUCCGGAUGGCGCACGUGGAUGAGCUUAUGCGUGUUGUUUCUGAAGAGGACCUCAGCGAAGAGUGCGGGAUGAGAGUCGUGGAGUCUACGUGUGUGUUCUAUGGGAAGAAGGGAUGGGAAAGGGGGAAAGCGGCAGUCAAAGGGUUCAAGGAGGACUUCGGAGGGGAAGUAGAUGCUUGCAAGACUACUGAGGGGGCAGAAGAGAUGCAGACGAUGGGGGUACCGGGGGCAUAUGGAAUUAUCAAGGGCAAAGCUGGAGCGAUGUGGCCGUAUCUUUUUGUAUCUGGUGUGCUGGCGAACCUGAAGCGCGAUGAUGAGGGGUUCCAUGUUUGUGCGCAUACGCCUGCGACGAGUAUUUCAAUGUCUGAGGAUGGACUUUUCAUUGUAUCGACGCCGAGGGGUGAUAUCAGAGCAAGGCAUGUCGUCCAUGCAAGUAAUGCCCAUAUUGGCCACCUAGUUCCGGGAUUUAGAGGGAGGGUUUAUCCGCUACGUGGGCAGAUGUCGGCGCAGGUGCCGCCACAGGGAUUUUCGCAUCAGGGGGAAGAGAGGUCGUGGAGCUUUGAGUAUGAUGUCGGGUUUGAUUACUUGACACAGUUACCGAAGAGAGAAACUAGAGGGGAUGAAUGGGACGGUGGAGGGGAGAUGAUGUUUGGAGGUGGGUUUGUGCAAGCAGGGUUUAGUGGCCUGGUGGAGAUGGGCGUCGCGAGCGACGCGGAGUUAAAUGAGAAUGUUGCGGAGCAUUUGAGGCAAGGUCUUGGGAGGGCAUUUGAGAAUGUCGGGGGAGAUGGGUUUGAGGUGAAGAGCAUGUGGACGGGGAAUAUGGGGUUUAGUGUUGAUAUGCUUCCCUGGGUUGGAAAGCUGCCUGGGUCUUUAACUGAGAGGGGGUCGGGACAGGGAGCGGAAUGGGUGAGCGUGGGGUAUUCGGGGGAGGGAAUGGUGAAUGCCUGGCUGUGUGGUAAGGCAUUGGGAAUGAUGAUACUCGGAAAGGAGGAGAGUAUUAAGGGGUGGUUUCCGCAGAAUAUGGGGAUUUCAGAGGUGAGAAUAAGGGAGUCAGUUCUGGAGCGGUUUGUGGAAAUUGGGAGCAAAGGUCUAAACGACAAAUAGUAGCAACCCAUAUAUUCCGAACAUAAUACGAGUUACUGUAUUCUAAUA
This is a messenger RNA of Pseudogymnoascus destructans, 1643 nucleotides long. RefSeq lists its product as uncharacterized. The record is from RefSeq and is a predicted model, not a curated record. Gene Ontology annotation, molecular function: oxidoreductase activity. The coding region runs from base 63 to 1595 and encodes 510 amino acids. Lineage: Eukaryota; Fungi; Ascomycota; Leotiomycetes; Thelebolales; Thelebolaceae. The transcript has a single exon. Gene Ontology annotation, cellular component: cytoplasm.